UUAAAAAAUGUAAAAUUUCCUUCGGCAAACACGGCAAAUUGAUUGAAGCAGUUCUAAAGGCUAUUGCUAAGAAAUUGAUAAAUAUAGACGGACAAGAAUAUAGUAAAUAUACCAUCUACAAGUUCCAGUUAUGAGAGAAGUUCUUUUAUUGGCGUUAUUCGGUUAUUUAGCUGUGAUAUGCCGCGAAACAAGCGCGUUGCAAGAACCAAUCUAUGGCUCGGGUAGCGGGGACGAAGAGCCUAGUGUGGUCGCUAGUACGAGCGGUACGAGCCCACCAAAUUCAGUAAGCCCCCCAGAUGACGAGGAUUUCGGUAGUGGUAGUGCUACAACCGAAGCCUCGACUGUACAAGAUACGACGAUAGUGACGGAAACUACAACGCAACAAACUUCGACGGAAUCUACAACGAAGCAACCAACAACAACCGCAGGAGUGACGACUGUCGAACACACAACAACAAUAUGGGGGACAGUCAAAUCAACGGAUGAUGAUGAUUUUAGUGGCAGUGGUAGUGCUAGUGGAUCUGGUAUUGUUGUGACAGAUCCAACGGACGAAACGUCUACAAGACCUACUACUCCUGAUAUUUUCAUCGAUGUUAGCACAACUGAUAACACUCUAAUAAUCAAGUCUAAACGUGAGCCGUCAACUGAAGGCGCGAUAACUCGCUCCACUUCUAGUCCUGAAACCACACAGUCACAGAGUUUGACAAACACAAAGAAGAUAACUACAUCUUCUGUCGCCACGAAGGCGGCCAAGAAGACGACUACGUUUGCCACAACCAAAGAGAAAUCGACGAUAUCGAUAGCUCAAGAUACGGAAUCGCCGACAAAGAAACAAACACAGAAAACUGUCACAGAAAGACCUUCAACUGGACAGCCUAAAUACUCAACAGAAUCCAGAGAGGAAUCUACUGAAAGGCCUGGAAAGGUUUAUACAACCCGACAAACGACAAAGGAAAGUGAAGAUACGUCGACGACAUCCAAGGCUCAUGUUAUGGCUCGUAAGGGCGAGAAACAAGAAGAAGGAUUUACGCUUACAACCGAAGUUAUAGCCGGUGUUGUGGCUUGUGCUUUACUGGCUUUGCUCCUGAUAGCUUUCCUUAUGUACAGAUUGAAGAAAAGAGACGAGGGAAGUUAUCUUUUGGAUGAAUCAAGCGCGUAUCCAAGCGAUUACAAGAAGCUUCAUCCAUCUGACAAGGAGGCUUUCAUAUGAAUUUUAUAAACUUGUUUUGCGCGACGUUGGGUUAAUCGUUUAGAAUGAAAUAUAUUUUGUACCGAUUAUUACGGUUCGAAAUAUGUACGGCAUUAUUUGAAAAACAUCAUGCUUUAUAAAAGACGACCAUAUUGGUAUAUUGUAAUCCUAUAUAAAGUACUUAGGUAUCUGUUUGUAUCAUUAGAAACGGACAGUUUUUUCCACUCAAAUAUGAAAUAUGCUGGAUUAGCUUGGAGUCUCUGUCACGCUAUAAGGUAUAGAUGAUAGGAGAACUUUAAGAGUUUGACUCUAUUCGACGUCGACGAAUUUUAUAUUAUGGUUACUUCGUUGUAGUUUGUGUACCGUGUGUGUAUAUAUAAUUCCUUUUGUUAAAUUUCAAAGCUGAAUAUUACCCCGUUAACAUAUUACAUAUAUAAUAUAAUAUGAGUACUAACAACUAAUAUAGUUGCUUUGGGCAUUAUUCCCGAGUACUGUAGCCUAAAUUGCGAUAUUUUUUUUCUACUGUUUUAAAUCUUUUUUAAAAUAAAAAAUAUAUAUACACA
Dendronephthya gigantea is the source of this 1752-nucleotide messenger RNA. Its product is annotated as syndecan-1-like. The transcript has a single exon. Bases 131 to 1210 code for a protein of 359 amino acids. Gene Ontology annotation, cellular component: cell surface; membrane. Gene Ontology annotation, biological process: cell migration. The record is from RefSeq and is a predicted model, not a curated record. NCBI's taxonomy places the organism in Eukaryota, Metazoa, Cnidaria, Anthozoa, Malacalcyonacea, Nephtheidae.